GAGGAGGAGGAGGAGGCGGAAGUAGAGGAAGACAGCAAGAAGAAGAAGUCGAGUAGAAAGAUGAAGAAAAGGAAUAUUUAGUUAUUUGUCUUCUUAUUUACUUAUUUGUCUUCUUAUUUACUUAUUUGUCUUCUUGUUUGUUAGUUGAAGUGUUGCGCCAGCAGACAGUAAAACAACUUUAGUGCAACAAUCAAAGGGAGAGCAGUCACUCCAUGUGUCCAUCUUGGACUAGUCAGCUGUGAUCCAACACAAGAAUAAUGUGACUUGUGUGUGGUCCUCAGAGCCAGGCGCCAUGGAGCAGGACUUCCAUGUCUGGUGACCACAGAGAUGGCUGAAGAGAGUUUCUACCUUCUGUCCCCCUGAGUAGUAGCCAGCAUGCUAGGAAAGGUGAAGCACAACUUCCUGCUGGUAUGUCUGCUCAUGAGUUCAGUCACCGUCUUCUACCUGGGCCACCACGCAAUGGAGUGCCAGCAGCAGGGGAAGGAGUCAGUGGGCGGGUCCAGGGCCCACAAUGUGAGUGCGUACAACAAAGACAUGCCGCUCAUCUUCAUCGGGGGAUUCCCCCGCAGUGGCACCACGCUGAUGAGAGCCAUGCUGGAUGCCCACCCAGAGGUGCGUUGUGGUGAGGAGACCCGUGUCAUCCCACGUCUUCUGGCCAUGAAGCAGAUGUGGAGCCGCUCAGGAAAGGAGAAGAUGCGUCUGGACGAGGCCGGCGUGACGGACGAGGUGCUGGACGCCGCCAUGCAGGCCUUCCUGCUGGAAGUCAUCGUCAAACACGGCGAGCCCGCCAACUUCCUGUGCAACAAGGACCCCUUCGCCCUCAAGUCUCUGUCUUACCUGGCCAAGAUCUUCCCCCGCGCCAAGUUUGUGCUGAUGAUCCGCGAUGGCCGCGCCUCUGUGCACUCCAUGAUCUCCCGCAAGGUGACCAUCGCCGGCUUUGAUCUUGGAAGCUUCCGGGACUGCCUGACCAAGUGGAACCGUGCUGUGGAGAGCAUGUACACUCAGUGCCUGGAGCUACCUGACAGGUGUCUGUCUGUCAGGUACGAACAACUGGUCCUCCACCCGGGAACAUGGAUGACAACGCUCCUCACCUUCCUCCACAUUCCUUGGAGUGACACCGUGCUCCACCAUGAGGAGCUCAUCGGCAAGGCAGGAGGAGUUUCACUCUCCAAGGUGGAGAGGUCCACAGAUCAGGUAGUUAAACCUGUCAACAUGGAGGCUUUGUCCAAAUGGGUGGGCAAGAUCCCAGCUGAUGUGGUGAAGGACAUGGCCGCCAUUGCUCCCAUGUUGUCCAGAUUGGGCUAUGACCCCCAAGCCAACCCCCCCCACUAUGGCAGCCCCGACCCCAAAGUUCUGGACAACACCAGGAAGAUCCAGCGGUCUGCAGAAAAGGUCCAUCCCAGCUAAGACCAGCAAGAUUUACAUCCUUUCAAUGUACAGGAAAGAACAAUAUCCUGGUCAUCUUCUUAUGAAAUAUUCUUCAAUCUGGGUUUGAUUCAACCUGAACUCACUCGUGUUCUUCAAUAUAUCGUCUGCUCUAUGGGAGGGAGUCAUAAUCAAUACCCUAUAAUUCUACCAAUCAGAACCAUAGCAUAAAUGAGUCAUCCUUUCAUAGUCACUGUACUAGCGAUGGUGGUAAUACAAAUAUUGUUUAUUCCUCAGAAUACAUUUUUAACAAUAGGAACAUAUUGACUUGGGAAUGAAAGCACACCUUAUUGACCUGCAUGACACGGUUACAAUGUGUAGUAUUUGUAUUCUAUCAUAAAACAUUUUACAGUACUGUGAUAUAGUAUGUUACAACAUGUAGUAUGGGUAUUCCAUCAUGAAACAUUUUACAGUACUGUGAUAUAGUAUGUUACAACAUGUAGUAUGGGUAUUCCAUCAUGAAACAUUUUACAGUACUGUGAUAUAGUAUGUUACAACAUGUAGUAUGGGUAUUCCAUCAUGAAACAUUUUACAGUACUGUGAUAUAGUAUGGUACAACAUGUAGUAUUGGGUAUUCCAUCAUGAAACAUUUUACAGUACUGUGAUAUAUGUUACAACAUGUAGUAUGGGUAUUCCAUCAUGAAACAUUUUACAGUACUGUGAUAUAUGUUACAACAUGUAGUAUGGGUAUUCCAUCAUAAAACAUUUUACAGUACUGUGAUAUAUGUAACAUCUCCUAUGUCUUCUCAUGACUAGAUUGUCUUUUAUUGACUCUGAUUGACAUUUUGCCAAUAAACCUAA
Molecule: messenger RNA, 2226 nt
Organism: Entelurus aequoreus (snake pipefish)
Lineage: Eukaryota; Metazoa; Chordata; Actinopteri; Syngnathiformes; Syngnathidae
Gene: tpst1
Product: tyrosylprotein sulfotransferase 1
Exons: 5
Coding region: 376-1407 (343 amino acids)
Biological process (GO): peptidyl-tyrosine sulfation
Cellular component (GO): Golgi apparatus
Molecular function (GO): protein-tyrosine sulfotransferase activity
Source: RefSeq, a predicted model, not a curated record